UUAACUGGAUGGCCAUGUCGGCGGACGCACUCAUGAAAGACCUGAACCCCGGCCGCCACCCGGUAGGAUCGGUCGAGGUGUGCAAACACUUCGGAAAAUUCGCCGCCCAAGUGAGCAGUGGCUUCGUUCUGGAAAACGCCAGAAAUGGAAAGGGACAUCCGGCGAAGCCCACCGCGGAGCAACUCUACACGUGCUCCCUCGAAGUCGUAAACACGCUCAGCACCAGGUGGUUCACGGGGCUCACAGAGGGUCUCCCGGAGUUCUCUGUCGUCUGGAGAAUGCUUCAUUCGCUCGUCUUGUGCCUCGGAUUGCAUCCUUUGGCCCGACUGCGGAAAAUCUACCGACGACUGAUGACGGAAAACGAUUUUCCCGCCGACCCCGAGAAGAGUGACCUCGUCCAACUGAUGCUUCACGCGGCCGCCGAAGCAAAAGCUCAGCCGGGAUCUCAACCAGCAAACGAUGCACCGAACCAAAAAUUCCGGUACGACACCGAAAUGGAGUCCAAUGCCCUGAUCAUCCUUAUUGCUGGGAGUGUUCCAAUCUGCAAAGCAUUGAGUUCAUGCGCCUUCUUUCUGGCCAAAUACCAGGAUAUUCAGAAGAAGGCAAGAGCAGAAGUCGAAGCCGCACUGGCUCAAGAUGGUAAGCUCACUUUCGACAACAUUUCGGCCAUGCGGUAUUUGAAGCAGGUCCUUCUGGAAUCUCUCCGUUAUACAUCGUCUGCAUUCGGAUUCAACACGCGGAUCACGGGCCAGGAGCAUUCCUACAAAGGCCUGACAAUCCCGAAGGGAGUGACCGUCGUGGUGCCGUCCUUCGACCUCCACAAUGACCCGGACCUCUUUUCACAGCCGGAGCUAUUCGAUCCCGAAAGAUUCGACGGGAAGGGCAUGAGUGCCGAGGACACGGCCGCCCUGCAGGUGUUCAACAACGGCCUGGGCACCUGCGUCGGGAUGAAGCUCGCCCAGGUGGAGAUCGUGCUGGCCUUGGCGAGUCUACUGGCCGAGUACCGACUGGUCCUGGACGAGACGCGGCACACGGGAGGACGCCAAGAGUCACACAUGAUCGCGAGGAAUUUCAAGAACCCGGAAAUCUGGAUCAAGUUUGAGAACAUCGUGAAGCCAUCUGCCACGUCGAACGGAACGGUGUUCAACUGAAAAGGAGCGUUAGAAACAAAAGACCCGCGUGGAGCGCGGAGGAAAUUAAGCCGUCCAUAGGGUCUCCACAACAAUAGCCUAGAAUAUGAGACCAGUGGCGUCGAAACACAGGACGGGGGGGAGGGGGCUUUAAUUGCUCCCCCCUCCAGACCUUCAAAAAACAUCAAGUAAACAAUACGGGCAGGAGAUAAAUCCCCCUCAGCCCCCCCCAUGCCCCCAAUCUGCCGAAUAGAACCGACGUCUGUGGAAAAGAUCUUCACAGUACUUAAACCUUAGUUGAUGUUUAUGCCGUCAGUGGCCAGACAUAGCCUCCUAUACAUGAGGCUAUGGGCCAGCAUGCUAAAUGUCGACGAGAGUACGCGGCAAAGCUCUUGGUGCGUACAUCUCGGAGCAAUAUUGCAGCUUUUGUUCGUGUCCCCUUACCUCCAUUUUGUACUCUGGUUAUAAAAUAAAUUAAUUGAAUUGAAUGGCAGGGCCCUCUAGAGUGUCUUGAUCAUUAGAAACUACCCCUCGAGCAAUGUCGCCAUCCGCUGCGACAGAUGCCUUAGUGAUCCUAACCUGCAAUGAAAAACAAGUACUAUAGAACGACUCAAGAAUAACUGCCUAAGUGCGCCGUCACUGGAUCUACCUGACAAGGAGUUCGCCUACCUGAGUAGGGAGUCCGAUAAUGUGCGUUAAUAGUGUGUUUUUCAAUAAAUAAUCCAGCUGCUAGCAGCACUUGAUGUCA
This is a messenger RNA of Ixodes scapularis (black-legged tick), 1878 nucleotides long. RefSeq names its product lithocholate 6-beta-hydroxylase. The record is from RefSeq and is a predicted model, not a curated record. NCBI's taxonomy places the organism in Eukaryota, Metazoa, Arthropoda, Arachnida, Ixodida, Ixodidae. Gene Ontology annotation, molecular function: heme binding; monooxygenase activity; oxidoreductase activity, acting on paired donors, with incorporation or reduction of molecular oxygen. The transcript is spliced from 9 exons. The coding region runs from base 9 to 1151 and encodes 380 amino acids.